Messenger RNA from Heteronotia binoei (common prickly gecko), 1175 nucleotides. Its product is annotated as intelectin-1-like. Lineage: Eukaryota; Metazoa; Chordata; Lepidosauria; Squamata; Gekkonidae. The record is from RefSeq and is a predicted model, not a curated record. Gene Ontology annotation, molecular function: oligosaccharide binding. Bases 81 to 1070 code for a protein of 329 amino acids. The transcript is spliced from 8 exons.
AAUAUCAAGCAAGGGGAACAGAUUCAACAGAAGGCCAGAGCUUUUGCACUGAAGAAGAGGAAGCUGCUCUUCAGACCACAAUGAAGCAACUUGUUCUCCUGCUUCUGCUCUUUGCUUUCCUUCCAGAGGCCAAACUGUGUGACCAAAGCUGCAUCAGUUCACUGAAGCAAGACAUCCUCAGCCUGCUAGUGAAAUGGGAAGAGACUUCCUGCCUUCCAAACCCAGCACAGAAGAAUCUGCCCCGAAGCUGCAGAGAAAUCAAAGAGUCCCAAAGAGGGGCCACAGAUGGACUGUAUUUCCUGCAGACGGAAGAUGGUGAGGUCUACCAAACGUUCUGUGAUAUGACCACCAAUGGAGGAGGUUGGACUCUGGUGGCCAGUGUCCAUGAGAACAACAUGCUUGGGAAAUGCACUGUGGGGGAUCGUUGGUCCAGUCAACAGGGGAGCAACCCCAACUACCCAGAAGGAGAUGGAAACUGGUCCAAUAACUCCACUUUUGGAUCAGCUGUAGGCUCAACCAGUGAUGACUUCAAGAAUCCUGGCUAUUAUGACCUUCAAGCACAAGAUCUGGCCAUAUGGCAUGUUCCCAACAAAACCCCAAUGAAACAAUGGCGUGACACCUCCCUCUUGAGGUACCGCACUGAAACUGGGUUCUUAGCUGCAGAAGGAGGCAACCUCCUCAGACUGUAUCAGAAAUACCCUGUUAAAUUUGGAAUCGGCAGUUGUCCAGGUAACCAUGGCCCAGCGGUGCCUGUCGUCUAUGAUAAGGGCAGUGCUUCAAAGACAGCUGAGUAUUAUUCUCCAAACGGGCGGAAUGAAUUUGUAGCUGGCUUCAUUCAUUUCCGAGUGUUCAAUCGCGAAAAAGCAGCAAUGGCUCUCUGUGCUGGGGUGAAAGUCACCGGAUGCAACACAGAACAUCACUGUAUUGGCGGAGGAGGCUAUUUCCCAGAAGCGACACCUCGCCAGUGUGGGGACUUCACCGGCUUUGACUGGGAUGGCUACGGGGCACAUGUUAACUGGAGCGUUUCUAAAGAGCUAACUGACUCAGCUAUGCUGCUGUUUUACCACUAAUGGGUGGCUUUGUAGAAAUGGAAGUACCAGAGGUACAGCCUUGAAAAUGAAAAUCUAUCUUCUAUGCAUAUAUUCUUCACUGGAAUAAAAAAAAUUAAAAAUUAA